CACGUAAAUAAUAACUUCUCCUAUUGCUUUGCUUGGCUUUUAUGUAUUUCUUGCAGUUUUAUUCCUGUCAGUGUGUAUACUUAGAUCCAAAUGACCAAAUUCUGAUCGGAAUGCAAUACUGAAUACGUAUAAAUAAACAGAAUCAUGUUGUCCUCGCUAAUUAAAGAACAUCAAACUAAACAAGCAGCGAAAAGAGUCAUACAAGAGCAAAAACGCAAGGAAUGUAUAGCUGCAGCAAAUGAUCUAACACAGGCUUUAGUCGAUCAUCUCAAUGUUGGUGUAGCUCAAGCUUACUUAAACCAGAAGAAGCUAGAUGCUGAAGCGAAAUUAUUACAUCAAGGAGCCAUUAAUUUCUCAAAGCAGACUCAACAGUGGUUGGCGUUGGUUGAGAAUUUCAGUAGUGCACUAAAAGAGAUUGGUGAUGUAGAGAACUGGGCCCGCAGUAUUGAGAACGAUAUGAAAAUAGUUACCGACACACUAGAGAAUGCUUACAAAAUGGCUCAAGAACAGCCAAGCACUACACAAAACAACCAAUAAGCUAAAGUUUACAUCGUGACAAUUUGUGAUUGGAUUUAUGCAAACCGGAACCAACCCACACCAGAUACUCAUUCAAAUGUUUACUACAUUGUUUUAACAUUACAAAAUAAAAUACAAGUGCUCGAUAUACACGCAUCAGCUCCAAGAGCUGCUAGUGUAUCAAAUAAAUAAUAAAUAAUUAAGGUUCGAUUUUCAGUGAGUAUUUGGUGUGGGUUGGUUCCCGUUUGUAUACAUACAUCCAAUUGUUAUCAACAUAGCAAAGUAUGGCUGGCAAGAAGAAAAACACAAGUAUUUUUAAUAUUAUACAGUAUACACCCUUAUCCAAAUUAAACUGAAUAAACAACUAAAAUUUGUUCAACAGAGUUGGCUGUCAGUUGUUAACUCUUUCUUUUUGUAAUUCAGGCAGGCAGAUGCAUGUAUCCAGAGUCAUCUUAACUAAAUUUUCAGUGUUGAGUAGAAUUUGCAUUGUGCUUGUCUAAUUUAUUCUUAAAUUCAUUCACACUUUGGGCCAAUACUAUUCUGGGUGUUUAGUUUUUAUUUGUCAGAUUAAGAAAAAAAUAACUUUUAACUAAAUAAAUGACCUCCAAGUUGACACAAGUUACAGGAUGGUAAUUAAGGUGAGAAAGGUUAUGUAAUGUAAAGAAUUAUAUAUCCUUAAGUAUUUAUUUUAUAGGUAGUAAAUAUUUACAGAUAUUGCUUUUUUGCCUACCAUAGGUAUGUUGCUAUGAAACCUGCAUAAUUGAUAACAGACACUAAUGCUAAUGCAUAAUAGUAAUUGACUAUUGCAAAAAUAUUUUAAAUAUUAGUUUAUUUUCCUGCUAACUGCCAAAAAAAAGUUUAGGUACAUGCUGUACACCAACAGUGUUCAUUUCAAGGAGCAAUCUUAUUUGUAUUUCUCUAUCCUAAGCGCAAAAGUCCUACCUAUAGUACUAAUUUAUGUACCCGAUAUAGGCGAUAUAAACUAUAUUAAAUUUUAUCAGUUGGAUUUCUUUUGAUUAAUUUGAUUUCAUAACAUAAGAAAUACAACCACGUUUCCUUCACUAUAUAUUUCUAAUUCAACUGUCAAUUUUCUUGUAUGAUGGGCCUUUUAGGAGGCUAAUAUUGGUACUUAAAAAAAUACAUGACAUGAUAAAGUAUCGCCAUAAGCACACCCUCUUGGAUCUUUCGAAAAAAACGACUAGUCUUAGUUAAUCUAAGAAAACCAUUGAUUUGAUGUUUUAAGUAUUUAAUAAAACUUAAAUAAAGCACUAGUA
Messenger RNA from Cydia strobilella, 1790 nucleotides. It is a transcript of the gene Blos1, whose product is annotated as biogenesis of lysosome-related organelles complex 1 subunit 1. The coding region runs from base 145 to 537 and encodes 130 amino acids. Gene Ontology annotation, biological process: endosomal transport. The record is from RefSeq and is a predicted model, not a curated record. Lineage: Eukaryota; Metazoa; Arthropoda; Insecta; Lepidoptera; Tortricidae. Gene Ontology annotation, cellular component: BLOC-1 complex. The transcript has 3 exons.